UAAACAACAGGAUUUUACAUGACAAACAGAGCAGAAGUUUGCAGUGUGAGAAGUUGAGUUACUAUAAAUGUAUUUAAUAAUCAUAAUGAAACAUGUGUAUAGAUCCGAGUAUCAUAUGUUCCACAUUUUACUUGAAUAAUGCUUGUAAAAACGUGCUUUAUUAAAGAUAUUUCUUUGCCAAAUGCCUUUGCCUUUGUAUUUGUACAGUUUAGGUGUUGGUGAUAAUAUGGACAUAAUAAAGGGCUGUUUGGGUGAUAUUUCCCAAGCUGGAAGUCGAUCUGAGAAGGAGAUGGUCAAUUCUCGGUCUCUGGAGCUCAUCAGCUCUGACGUCAUCGAAAAAAGGCACCCCAGUUUGAAAAACAACCUGUCUUGCCUUCAGUCAGUGUGUUGUUGUGAUUGAAAUCUUCAGGAUGAAGAGAGUUCUCAGGAGAACAUUGGCUGUCUAGAGGAGAAACUGCCCUUUGAUCAAGGUGUGACAAAUAGCUGUAUCAAUGUGAAUGUUCCAGUCGCUGUAUCUGAGGAUUAUAUGGACAUCACUAAAGGCAGUCUGGAAGAGAUUUCUCGACCGGCCUCCAGUGAACGCUGUCUGUCUGGGAGUCAAGGGUCUCUCCGUCCCGGAUCCCUGGAGGUGCUCAGUCCUGAUCUCUCUGAUAAUAACAAGAUUGAAGGCCACACACAUGAGAGAAUUGAUUGUCCAGCAGAAAACAGUUCUGAUCAAGAAGAUUCUGAUGAGGAGAAUGAAGAUCCAGAGUUGAGAAAAGCCAUGAAGAUAAUGAAGAAACUGGACCGGAUUCUGGCUCUCAAGGUGUCAGCGGAGAGAGAGGUGAAACGGAAAGGCAGAGAACUUCAUCAGAGACUCUGGCAGGAGCUUCAGGAUGUGAGCCUUACAAACACCCCAGAGAGCAGAGAAGAGGAGGACAAUACCAGACGCUUUCUGGCACUGACACCCAACAAUUUUCAGGAUUGCGGUGAAGUGGAUUUUGUACCCGUGUUUGGGACUGAACUUCUAGAUCUGAACUAUGAUUUGAACCCGAGACAUCAGAGCGAAGAACACACACAUGUUGAGUCCGCGGGUUGUUCUGAAGUGGGUCAGCAGGUGAUGGAAGAUCAGCCGUCAGAUCGCAGACAGCGAGGAGCUGCACACAGCAAGUGCAGACAAGACUUUGUCAAGAAAAAUAUUGAGCUCGCAGGUGCCGCAGGAAACUCUGUACUGCUCACACAACAAGAGAGAGAGAGAAUCGAGGAACUACUCAAAGAUCUAGAGGAGGGACAGAAUGAUGCACCUGAGGUUGUGUCAUCUGUGUGUUUGGUGUCUCUAUCAGCUGAUGAAGGUUUCAGUCCAGAAUCUUCUGAACUCAACAGUCUCCUCCAUAUUGACUCCAAACUGCAGCUGCUACUUCCUGUGGAGGACUUCCUGUCUGUGCGGAGCCCCUGUCCAGACAUCAGCCCGUCUCAGGUGAGACCGCAGAGUUUAAAUGAGAGUUUGGCCGAGAAAACAGGAGACAGAGUCCUGUGGGAUGUGAGAGAGAGACGAGACCAGGAGAGACGAAUGCGAGAAAUCCAGCAGCAGCUGCAAGAGCUGGACGAGACUCAAAGGAGCGCUUCGGUUUGUUUGUCUGAUGAUCAGUUGAGAAAUCUGCUGUUGGAAUGUGAGCAUGAAAUCAUAAGAUCUUCAUCAGAAACUUCAUUGAGGAUGAACUCUGCUCUGGACGCUCACAGUGUCUCUCUGCUGGUCAGUUCUCCUCGUCUGUCCAGCUCAGAUCUGUCAGAACUUCUGCAGGAUGCUCGCGGGACUCCAACAACAUGAACAAAGUGAGGAAAACACUCCAUCACACGGAACAAUAAUACAAGGACAUGCAAAAUGAAUAUGAAUAUUCUUCUGUUUUAUAUUUUGCAGUAGUGCAUAGUCUCAGCCUGCAUUCUUUAAAGUUGCACAAUAAUAUCAGACGGUACUUGACAGUGUGUUUGUGAUUUUGGAUUGAUGUGUGAACCCAUAUCUGUAUCAGAAUCAGAUGUCUGAACACGACUCAAACUCACACAGUUCUGCUGAAAUACAACACAAGAGGAAAAAAUAAAAUGUUCCUUAAAAAAUGAAACCAACAUGUCUGUUCCUUUCAUGUCAUGAGUGUUUGAUUAACAAACCAAAAAGUCAUUAGAACAGGAGACAUCUUUUGAAAGAUUAGACGGUCUUCUUUCCAAUGCAUGUAGACAUUAUGACCAAAACUGAACAAGUGCUUUGAAAUUUACAGAUAAAUCAGAAGUGUUCUAGUUUGAUAAUUUAUAUAAAAAAAUUGCACUGCACAUAUUAUUUCAAUCAGUAAAAACAUCAAACUGAUAAAAUUGUGUCAUAUGUUGUUGGAAAGCUCUCAAAGAGUAGAAUAUAACCAGCCUAUUUGUUUUACUCACAGACAAAAAUAUAGCAAGUAAUAGCUAAGUAUAUAUCUUUGACAAUUAUGUUUGUGUUGGUCAUAUGCCGCGUUUUUGCUUAUAACUUCAAGAAAAAUAAACUGAAUAUAAAAUAUCACAUACCAUUAUUUAGAGGAGGUGAUUAUCUUUCAAACGAGUCCACACACAAGAUAAUCAGAUGUAUAGAUCAUUAGAUAAUCCACAUGAAGCACAAUGUUACAUAUGGCCACCAGGAGAUGGCGCCAAAUACAUGACACAGACUCAAUGAUGACUCAAAUGACACAGAAUGAAACUCAUUCUGUGAAAUCUCAUUACUAAAAUCAUGUGUGCAUGCUAUGCAAACCUUUAGUCAUUGUUGUGUUUGCAUGUGUAAUUAGUUCUUAUGUACAAGUAUUAUGUUUUAUUUGUUUGGAGAUGUUUUUGGACACUAUGAUAAAUUAUUUUUGUAAUGUUAUAACUUUUGAUUGCUUUGUCCUAUCAACACAAAUGUUUUCUCAGAUACAGUUGACAUGAUUGGAAACAAAACAAAAGCUUUUUCAAAAGUUUUUCAGAGUCGCCAUAUUUACACGCAGAGAUAUAUAAUGUCAAAUAAGACAAAUAAGAAAAAAAAGUUAAUUUUUGGCUAAUUUUUUUGUGUUUUUUCAGCAGUUUCUUUGUCUGAGAGUCUCAGAAUGUAUCAUAAUCUAUAUAUUUUUUACAAUUAUUCCAAACACUUGACCCUCCUUGUUUUUUUUUCCCUCUCCAGUAAUAAGUCUUUAAUUUUGGGUAUGCCACUGAAACAGGAAAUCUUUAUAAACACCUUCAGAGCUUAAAGGGUUAACUAUAACCUGAGAUAACCAGUCUUAUGUUAUUGCUGAACCAUAGAAAGGGACAUUAUAAAGAAUGGAUCCAUUUCUCCAACAGAUUCCGCAAUUCACCAUGAUGGCUGAAGCAAGAAUCACUGUUAUUAGUGCUCAUACAUGAGAAUUUGAACCCCAAACAAGCACCAGAAUAUGUUGCGGGUGUGCUCUUUUGAGCCACAAUUAAAAUGCAAGCAGGGCGUAUGAUUGUAAAUGUCCCUGUUGUGCAGCAGCACUGCGGUCAAUGUGAGAGAGAUGUUGAUAAAUGAGGUGUCGUGUUCAUAUGGACGUGUCACAGCAACUCCAACAUUCCCAACAUUCUUGACCUUGAAGGUGAGUCGAGUGUUUACUGACAAAAGAACCAAAGAUUUCAUUUAAAAGAACUUCAUUUAAGAUAAUAUAGAUUUUCCUAAAGCAAAUGUUGAUCAUAUCAGAUUUUAUUGUAUUAGUAAGUGAUUCAUUCAAAUAGUUGUGAGGACAAGGACAAAAACUUGUUAUUGAUAUUGAGUAGUUUUCUGAGUGGAUUUAUAUAGUCUAUACUCUUGAAAUUAAGUUUUCCGCUUCUCUAUUUCGACUGAACACACAGUGUACAAAAAGCAGUGUUGGGUAAGUUACUUAAAAAUAGUAAUCCACCUCAAAUACCUAAUUAUUUUUCUGAAAUUGUAUUCAGAUUACUUUACUAGUUACUUUAUUGAAAAAGUAAUCACAAUACUAAUUACUUUACUUUUAAGUUACUUUCUUAAACACUUUUCCGCUCAACAAAUUCAAAAUAAUGUCUAUCUUUCUUGUUCAUUGUUACACAAGUCAUACACUCAGCACCUCACAUUUCUAUUUCACAAUGACUCGUUACAGGGCCAUAAUUCAUGUAUUCGACAUAAAUAAUAUAUUAAAAAUAAACUUAAUCCUAUAAUGUACUUAAAAGUAAUUAAAUUAAUUGAAAGUCAGUAACUGUAAUCGAAUUACAAGAAUUUAAAAUGUAAUGUAUUACACUA
Myxocyprinus asiaticus (Chinese sucker) is the source of this 4237-nucleotide messenger RNA. RefSeq names its product fibrous sheath-interacting protein 1-like. Lineage: Eukaryota; Metazoa; Chordata; Actinopteri; Cypriniformes; Catostomidae. The record is from RefSeq and is a predicted model, not a curated record. The transcript is spliced from 12 exons. The coding region runs from base 527 to 1807 and encodes 426 amino acids.